AAUUGUUACACAGAGGUACAAAAAAUUAGAGUACGCAUGAAUACCUAGUUUUUAUGAACAAUGGGAGCAGCAAAAUAAAGAAAUCGGGCAGAGCCACCAUCAUCAAUAAUUGAAACAAAACGAAACCAGGAACAAUGUGAGGCAGAGUAUUGAAUCGAAGCAUUCAAGCCCCGUCAAAGAGACUCUUCUACUGCAAAUAGAUUUCCCUUUCCAAAAAAGUUCAGAUUUGAACACUUUUUCUUAUUGCAAAAAACGGGAAAAGCCAGAGCAAGAUCUCAAUGAAAUGACAAUGUCAAAAGCAAUCACUCGUCAUUCAACCGUCGAAAGUUCCGAUACCAGUUCGAGUCCCAAUAGCAGUGCUUAUGGUUACAGCCGUAAAAGUAAGCGAUUUUCAUUUCGAGCAGUCAGUUCUCAUAUCAUAUAUGACUAUGCUUUACGCUGUGCCAUCCGUGCCUAUCUCGAACAGACCGGCGAAAGGCCAGAGACACCGUCCUCGUUAUCAACCCACUUAUCAAUAACGAAAAAGAAAGACGAACAUCGAUUCAGUCAAAUUUACAACUUUCCAAACUUAGCAGACAAACUAUCUUCUUCUUCCUCUUCGUCUGUUGAUGACAGUAAGAAAAAUGGCAAGCUAACUCAAGACCUAGUAAAAGGAAUUCUCAAAAGACUCGAAGACAUUUAUAAAGCGCCAGAAAGCAAUGGAACGGCAGAAAAUGAUGCAUUAGAGAAGAAAUUUCGUACUGUUUGCAAAAUGACAAAGAAACAUCUACAGCAGGAAAAAAAAUUACAUCGUACAGGGACCAUCAAUGAUGUUGUAGUGCAGUUCUUGAAAAUCAGUGAAGCAGAGCUUAAAGUUCUUCAUCCCAACAACCCUGCCAUUUGGUAUGAUGAUUUGAAUACGUUUCUGUCGAGAUUUGUUGACUUGGUUAUACAAACAUUACAGUAUGAUGCGCCUUCUUCUGCUACACCUGAAGUAUUGGACAAGCUGUCCGCAUUUUGUACACCUAGUACCACCCAUUCUCCAAAAUGGAAAAGCUCCUCAGUCGAUCAUAGUAGAGGGUCAUCGACUUACAAUCAUCAGACGAGUAGUGCUGGUGAUUCCUGUGCUUCGGCCGUCUUGACAGUAGAUAGCCUAUUGAAUUAUCCAAUGAUCAAACUUAUACAGCAGUUGUUCAAAAUCAACCAAGAGGAACAUCGUCAAAAGCUGAAAGAACUUAUACCCAUCUGCACAGUAACAGCACUGAUCUACGAUUUGAAAAAAUGCAUCAAUAAUGUACACAAGAAUGAAGCUUUCCCAGGAAGAAAGGAGGAUUUUGCCAGUUCACUAGCUUACGAGCAGUGGCAGAAGAAGGAAGUAAAACAGCUAACAGAAUUGCUGAAUUCACUUAUGCUUAUGAAUCCAAACUUACGGCUAGCAGACUCCAUCAAUGAAGACGAUAACGAUUCAACCGAAUUCACGUUUAUCCCCAAUGAUCCCAAAAGAUCCUACCGAUUUUUGAUGAGCCUGUGUUUAAAUCACGAUAUAGAGCAACAACAAGCCAAUGACCGGGAUGCAUUUCCUGCAACUGGUUUAUCCCAGCAGUCAGACGAUCUUUUGAGGGAAUGUUGGAGAACUUGGCGCUUAUCCUCACCUUUUCGUGCUAUUCUUUAUCUUAAUUUACUCAAGCCAAAGGUCGAUGCAAAUGAACUAGAUGUACAUGCUAUUAGUGAUGCUAUGAGGUCCUUGGACAAAGUCAUGAAAGAGUAUGAUAUCAGUAUGUGGCCCUCGUCGGAUGUUAAAAAUGCUGUAAGAGCAUUCGAAAGUAUCCAAAAUACUCUUAUGCGCAAAUUGGCUGAAGGUCUGUCAGAAUAUUGGAAGAUAAGUCCACAGUGGAUAGAAGACAUUGUUGAUAUCUUGGAAAAAAUUCACACACAUCCAGUUUAUGCCGAAGCGCAUCCUGAUAUAACAGCCGACAUCAUCCAGUUAGAAGAGUGUAUAAAGGGCGCUGCAGUAGAGAGAUGGAGUAAUAUCGAGCAAUUAAUAAAUGAUCCUAGUAGAGACAUAUUAUCUAACCUCUAUACAAUGGCUGAUAAGCUCUGCAAAGAGCUUGGUUCUAUCGCGCGUAAAAGAUUUUCGCAACCAAUAUUCGGCGUGCUGUCUAUUCCCGAACUUAUUAUGGCUCGACAGCUACCUUACUUUGCGUUAGAAAUGGAGAAUUGGGUCUUUUCACCAGAUUUCAAAACAUGUCCUAUCGAUAGAACUUUUCAGCUGUAUGACAAAGUGUUGAGUUUACAGAAAUUGUACGAUAAAUACGGAUCAGAGGCAAAAAAGAGCCUCUUUAAGGUCGAGUCAUGGUUUUUACCACAUGUAAAGCGUUGGAUUAUAAAGACGAAUGAUUCCACAAAAGAAUGGGUGGAAAACGCAAUUGCGCAAGAUACAUUUCAACAAUAUAGUGACGUUAUUGUACAUUCUUCAUCCGUCAUCGAUUUGUUUGCUAUGUUCACACAAGCUGUCGAUUUCAUUGCAGGGCUUCAAUGGCCAAACGACGUACAAUAUUGUACGUUAAAAACCUAUCUCGCAAAGCUUAUUGCGGAAAGCAUUGAUUUAUACUGCCGAGCACUAGAGAACCUGAUUCGGCAAGACGUUUCAUUGAACACAGAUGAUACUGUUGUAGCAGGAUCAACUUUGUUAGAAAAAGCAAAAAACCAACUUAUUGGUGCACGCACACUCUACUAUAACAAAGGAUACAGCAACGGAGCAAUGCUAGCUAUUACAGCCGAACUCUGCACCAAAUUGAAUGAUAUUGAAGCAGCUAGAGAUAAGCUGGACCGUCUGUAUCAAUUGAUGCAUGUAGAUGAAAUUGCUCAAUUCAUGAGAGAAAAUAACAUGCAUCUAUCAUCAUUGCAACAACAAGCAAAUUACAAUAAUAUGAGUUAUCAUUACACUAUACGCGUUGUUCGUGCGGAGAAUUUGAAACCCAUGGAUAGGAACGGAUUGAGUGACCCUUAUGUCGUUUUUGAAAUGGAUGGGAAGCCUGUUAUAAGAACAAAGACUGUUUACGAAACACUUAACCCACGGUGGGAUCAAGAGUUCGAUAUAGUGUUAAGGGACAAUGCAGUUGACAUUUGCGCGAUUGUUAACGACGAAGAUGUGAUCACUGCAGACGACGAAUGCGGUGUCACAUGGUUUACGUUAUCUCCCAAGUUCAAUGCCAUUUACCAUCAAGACGAUUUGAUAUUGGACUUGGCACCUCAAGGCAAAUUAGUUUUGCGCAUAACUAUGGAAGAUGAAAAGAACGACAUCCAGUUCUACUUUGGAAAAGCCUUUCGUACUUUGAAGACUUCCAGUAUUGAUGCUGCUUGGUUAAUUGUUGAUAAGAUGACACCUUUUAUCCGGCAGUGUUUAUCACGUCAUACUAUCAGCAAAGUAUUAGGGAGAAAUCGAAAUAGCUUCUUUUCAUUCAAUCGCAUUGUUGCAGUUACCGAAAUAGAAACUGAGCCAGAUUUACAAGCUUGCGAGGAUGCCAUUGCUCCACUUAUUGAAUUCAUGGAGUACAACUUGCAUAUACUGAAUGAGAAUCUGACAGAAACGAACAUGCAAUUAGUCGUUUCGAAAAUUUGGAAACAAAUCAUCAAAACGAUAAAAGAUAUCAUGGUGCCUCCUUUAUCCGAGAAUUUGUCUCAAGUUAAACCAUUGGAUAUAUACGAAAUGCAUGUCAUUUUGAAGUGGUUAGAGUUACUCAAAGUACUCUUCAAUGGAGGAGAGGAUGGUGAUGCUAUUCCUCUGGAGACUCUCGAAAACGAUGAAUAUUAUUCAUUGUUAGCGGUCAAUUUUGUUUAUUAUAUGGAUACUCAUGAGCUAAUGUCAAGUUACAAAAUCGCAGAGACUGCAAAAUUGAGCACUGGUAAAAAGGCAAGCAAAAAACCGCCGAAUCGAACAAAGUCUGUCUAUCAUUCUCGAAGUACAAUCCGCCGCAAAAAGGUUAUGAAUGAAGCGAAGAAUGAUAGUUCGACUACUGCUCAACUAAAAGUGAAUCAGAAAGAGCAAUAUGUGGCCAACUUACCCGAUGCUGACGAUAUACUUCGCAUUCUACGUAUGAGACAAGAUGCUGAUGUAGCAGCCUUUCUAAACCAAGAAUUUAAUAAGCGCAAUGAUCCUACUACGGCCAAUGAUACCAGUAAUUCCAUCAGAAGCACGAAGUAUGCUUCUCACGGUUGCGAUAAUUCUAUGUCACUACUUUCAUCAGAACACUAUGAUGGCAUUUCUUUCGAGACAAAAGAUACAGCUAUCCGUAUGCCUACACACGCACCACCGCCGCUCCCUGAUCAUGGUCUCUCACUUUAAAUCAUAUAUACCUUGCUCACUUUGUUCAAUAUCUAUUUCACCCUACCAUUAUCUUGUACAUAGCCUCUCAGUUCCACUUUCUUUGAAAAAAAAAAAAAGCCAAAAAAAA
Molecule: messenger RNA, 4433 nt
Organism: Mycotypha africana
Lineage: Eukaryota; Fungi; Mucoromycota; Mucoromycetes; Mucorales; Mycotyphaceae
Exons: 9
Coding region: 284-4324 (1346 amino acids)
Source: RefSeq, a predicted model, not a curated record